Aspergillus japonicus CBS 114.51 is the source of this 775-nucleotide messenger RNA. RefSeq lists its product as uncharacterized. The transcript has a single exon. The record is from RefSeq and is a predicted model, not a curated record. NCBI's taxonomy places the organism in Eukaryota, Fungi, Ascomycota, Eurotiomycetes, Eurotiales, Aspergillaceae. The coding region runs from base 86 to 568 and encodes 160 amino acids.
GAGGGAGGGGGGCGGGCAGUGAGAUCAUCCCCAUCAACCAUGAUCCAUUAUUCUGGAGCUCUCCAUCCGUGAAUAGGCGAGCGCAAUGCAGUGCAGUGCAGUACAGUACAGCGCAGCGCAGUUGCAGUGCCGCGCAGAUCGUUCCCGCGCAUGCCCGCUCGGCCCAGCCUCUCCCACUCCCUCCCUGGGCCCCUCCAGACUUUCUCCUUCCGCCUCGAACUCCCCCCACCACCAAGUACCGUACCAAGAACCAUCGCAUCGCCGAACAAACGACGAGAGGGCUGCCGCACUAAUCCCGAGGAAUCACAAUCCGGCAACCUGCCAAGUGUCACAUCUGGUCGAUCCAGACAUGCGCCGAGAACAAAGAAAGAAACAACCGAAAUUCUGCUUGGCUCAAGACUUUAUUGCUCCGGUGCUAACGACCACUACUGCACAGUACAAUGAUGGGCAGGUAACCAUCUCUAACCAUCUCCUCCGUAUACUGUACAUGAUCCAACCCCUCAGCCUGCACCAUCCAUACAUGUCCGAACAGCAUGAAAUAGAAAAAAAAAAAUUAUCCCCCCAAUAACACUUCACCGAUUGCUCAGAGGAAGCUGUAACCCGACCAUCGUCGUCCGUUCGAUUGGUACUAUGUACUUCCCGGAACGUCCACCGGUCCCCCCGUCUCCGGUUUUGUGCCACCGGGACAAGAGUGCCUUUCGUUUUCUAUUCCUUCACCGAAGGACGGAGUUGUAGCCGGUCAGGUCAGGUCAGCCUUCUUGGCGCGAUGGGAGCA